Messenger RNA from Penicillium bovifimosum, 1431 nucleotides. Its product is annotated as COP9 signalosome complex subunit 1. The transcript is spliced from 4 exons. Bases 1 to 1431 code for a protein of 476 amino acids. Lineage: Eukaryota; Fungi; Ascomycota; Eurotiomycetes; Eurotiales; Aspergillaceae. Gene Ontology annotation, cellular component: COP9 signalosome. The record is from RefSeq and is a predicted model, not a curated record.
AUGGACACGGUACUUCCAGAUGCCUCUGGUCCCUCUCGAGCAGAUACGGAGACCACAGGCCGAGAUAUAACUAUCCCUGCUUUUAGGCCCCGACCAAGGCCCGUUGUGAAGGUGGAAGAGGCUCCCAAAUUCGAUCUCGAUACAUACAUUUCAAAUUACAUUGGACGCACCCGUUACGACCGUCUCUACCUCAUCGGCACAUGCUCCCCAUUACUUGCAACCGACGCCCUCAAGGCAGCUAUAGCUGAAGCUAAAUCUGGCAAAGAUGUUGCCAGGUACGAGAAGGCAGUUCGCGCGUUGGCGGAGGCCGCUCCGAGUGAUCCUGAAGCUUCUCUUGACUCCGCGUGGGUCCAGUCAACUCAGCGAUACGUACUGAGUCAGACUGAGCGACUAGAAGAUGAGCUUCGAGGAUAUAAGAAUAACUUGAUCAAAGAAAGUAUUCGUAUGGCCCACGAGGACAUAGGCAAUCUUCAUUAUGCAACUGGAGAUCUGACUGCUGCGUCCAAAGCGUAUGCUCGCAUGCGAGACUACUGCACCACGCCGAGCCACAUUACUUCCAUGCUCUUCAAGAGUAUCAACGUCGGUAUUGAACGCGGCGACUGGAUGUCUGUCCAGUCAAAUGUGCAACGGCUGCGCAAUGCUCAGUCAAAGCCGGAGGAUGCAGCCAAGAACCUAGCCAAAAUCACCGCCGCUCUCGCUUUGACUCAUAUGCAUCAAGGGUCGUUCCGCGAGGCAGCGAACGCCUUCCUGUCCAUCCCGCCGGAUCUAGGCGCCACUUACAAUGAAAUAAUCACCUCCAACGAUGUCGCCGUCUAUGGUGGUCUAUGCGCUCUGGCCUCCAUGAAUCGCGAGGAGCUGCAAAAGAACGUGCUCGAUAACCAUACUUUCCGCACUUUCCUCGAGCUCGAGCCCCAUAUCCGACGAGCCAUCGCCUUCUUCUGCAACUUCAAGUUCCGUCAUUGCCUCGACAUCCUGGAUGCCUACCGCCCUGACUACCUACUCGACAUUCAUCUUCAGCGUCACCUUCCGAUUUUGUACAAACGUAUCCGCAUGAAAUCCAUCCAGCAAUACAUGAUUCCUUUCAGCCGUGUAACUCUUGACUCCAUGGCCAAGAUCUUCGCCCCUGAAGUCAUUGGCGGUGAAGCGCGGCCCACGGACAUUUCUUCGCCUUUCAUCCAAGAGCUUAUCGGACUCAUCAAAGAGGGUGUGCUGGACGCUCGUGUCGACCUUGAGAAAGGACUGCUGGUGUCAAACCAAAUCGACGUGCGGGCGGAGCUGCAGCGCACCACGCUGGAGAGCUUGCGCGAGUUCAACGAUGAGGCCCACUGGCGUAUUAUCCAUACAGCUGCUCUUCACGCUGGAUUAGAGGUCAAGGAUGAAAAUCGAGAGCCGGCGAAGGGACGGCCUUUUCGGGGCUUAAAACAGGGCUAG